Molecule: messenger RNA, 753 nt
Organism: Sinocyclocheilus rhinocerous
Lineage: Eukaryota; Metazoa; Chordata; Actinopteri; Cypriniformes; Cyprinidae
Gene: tspo
Product: translocator protein
Cellular component (GO): mitochondrial outer membrane
Source: RefSeq, a predicted model, not a curated record
AUGAGGGAGGUGAAGACCUGGUACACCACGCUCAACAAGCCCUCAUGGAGGCCACCUAACGCUGCCUUCCCAAUAGUGUGGACACUCUACACUGGCAUGGGCUACGGUUCAUACCUUGUGUGGAAAGAGCUUGGAGGCUUCACACAGAAUUCACUGGUACCACUGGGGCUCUAUGGGAUGCAGUUGGCGCUUAAUUGGGCCUGGACCCCCAUCUUCUUUGGCACUCACAACAUUAAACUGGCAAUGAUAGAGAUAGUGAUGCUGACUGGCACAGUGGCAGCCACAAUGGUGUCUUGGUAUCCCAUUAGCCGCACUGCAACACUUCUCAUGGUACCAUACUUGGCCUGGCUCUGCCUAGCUACCAGCCUCAACUACUGCAUUUGGAGAGACAAUCCAGAUCCCAAAAAAGAUGACUAAGAGUCCAAUAAAACGAACACUAUUCUAUUUAACACUGACUAGAACAAAAAUACAACCAUGUUUUUUUUUAUUUUGCUUGUUGGCCAUUUUGAAGUAUAAUAAUGAAGAAUUUAGUUUAUUUUUUAUCUUCACUUUAAAUUUUGUAAUAUCAGAAAAAUUCACAUUGUGUCUUAAUUAUAAAAGAAGGAAAGGCAAUAAAAUGAGAAUGUUCUAAUGCUUCCAUUAUAUAAACUCAGUCCAUCAGAUCACUUAAGUUCAGCAUUUUACACAGAUCACUUUACAGGCUCUUUUGCUUGCUUCCUUGCCUAUUUUUUACUAAUAAAAAUGUUUUCAUGA